Molecule: messenger RNA, 11820 nt
Organism: Cherax quadricarinatus
Lineage: Eukaryota; Metazoa; Arthropoda; Malacostraca; Decapoda; Parastacidae
Source: RefSeq, a predicted model, not a curated record
UAUGGGUUUAUCGCUUCCCUAUCUAUAUAAUAAAAUUGAUGUUCUCGAUUUGAAUGAACUUCCAAUAUAUAAAAAAAUGAUUCAAAUAGUCACAAUAUAUGCAUUAAAGAUAUUAAAACAAAAAUAAUAAAAAGACAACAUUGUUGUGAUAAUAACCGACCUAAAUUACGCUUAUAUAUACGCAAUCAGGGAGACGCUAGUCUAUAGUACAAGGCAAAAAGUAGACAAUAAGAGUUUUUUCCUCUCCAUUUAGCCAAUAAUGGUUGAGGAAUGUGGAUAAAUGAGGUAUGGGGAAGGUGUGGUGCCCCCUGGUGGCGGCGUCAAACAAUGCGUAACAAAACAAUGGAGGAGUAGAGCUCAGCAGGACCCCAGUGCAAAUAUGUCCCCACCACCGCCCAUCAAACAGACAUGCAUGAAGUUGUAAAUAGUUUUGUAUGACUUUAAUAAUAUUUUGAGCAAGAUGGACACCCGGAAGCGUAGAAAAGAAGGAAUUACACUUGCAUCAUCACUUGAAAGCUUACAAGUCUCUCCAAAAAGGGCACGUGUCCAUGCCCAGCGCAAGUUUGCUCAAGGGUCACAGCCAAACAGUCCUGCUCCAACUCCUGUUAAGGAGACUAGAGAAUUACGUGACAGGAGUGGUUCUACAGAAACAAGAAGUAGAACCAUUAAUCAGGUUCUUCCACCUCCACCUCUUCUGGAUAUUGUUGAAGUGCCAGUCAGACCAACAGUUGAAGAUUUUUUGACAUUUCUUUGUUACAGAGGAACUUCACUUUUACCACCGGGACUAGAACAUUUUAAUUCGCCCCAACUUCUUGAAGCAGCAGGCGAUAGUCGAAGCCAAAGUCCUGCCAGAGAAGAAAAGGGCAAACUUUCUUCAAAGAAAAAACAAGAUGGUUUUACGGUUGACAAAAAAGAAAGGGAACUUUCAAAGGAUUCCGUUAAGAAGAACCUGGAUCAAAGUACUGAUGGUGAAGGUUCUGCUGUUUCGUUCCGUGUAACACGCAGCACCCUACAGCCUCCUGUGGCUACUAGUACUUCAGUUAUGCCUCAUUCACCAAAGAAGCUCUCAAAAAGACUUAUAAUGAAGAAAGCCCUGCUUCUCCAGACCAAAGCAAAGUCACUAAGACUUCAAGAAAGGAAGAAGGUUGCUUUAAGACGAUCAGAUAUUCAAAUAAUGGAAUCAACACCUGUUCAGGGACCUGUAGUGGCUACAAGGUCAGGGCGACUAUUGCAUAAAUAUCGUGUUUCAGCCACAACAGCAAUGGCUCGAAAGAAAGCACGUGUAGCCAUGCUUUCAUCAAUCCGCCCUAAACAAAAGUUGUCGAGAAUAUUACAAAGAUUGGGCAGCUCUAUCACAAACCAAGAUUCUAAACUGACUAGAAUAACACGUAGUCAGGCAGAAGGGAAAGACGAGGAAGCUGAAGAUAAAACUGUAGAAGGUGAGCAGCAAAGGAAAGUAAUAGAGAGAAUUGAGGAUCGUGACAGUGGGAAGACUGGAAAAACUGAAGGUGUGCUUCAAGAGUCGUCAAACAUAUCUCGACCUAUCAGAUUAGUUAGACAGAAGUUGCCUGGAAGAAAACUUCUUGUUAAGAAAGUGGUCAGGGUUACCAGAGAAGCAAUGAGGCACAAUGAGGCCGAGAUGUGCAAACAAUCUGAAGUUUCUUCAACAUACGUAAGUCAGCCACUGCCCACACAGUCCCCUGACCAAGUGCCUCUUGCUAAAAGGUUGCGAAGAAACAUACAAGACUCUGCAGUUUCACCCAUUUUACCAAAAAAAUUAGCUUCAUCGUCCACCUCUCCGUCAUCCCUUUUUACUCAUAUGCCUAAGAAAUCUUCAAGCACUGAUGCCUCUUCAAACAAUUCCCAGAUUACUCAAAAGAAGUGUUCCCCCUCCACAUCAUCCACAAAUAUACCUGAAUCAGAGGAGAAGAGUGAACCCAGUAUUGCUGGAUCAGAAAUUCUGUCAGUUCCAUCCUCAAAACUGCAUUCUUUGAAAGAAAGUUGUUCCUCUCCGAGUAGUUCACAUCCUCAGAAACAGAAAUCUCAACCUUCUUCAGACACCUCUUCACCAACUACUACCGAAGAUCAAAGUAAAAAAUCUCUUGUAGUCACUCCAGUAAAUAUUUCCUCAAAGAAGUCUUCCCCAGUACUCUCUCCACCCUCUCCAAAUGCAGGCAAGAAGCUAGUAAUUAGAGAAGACAAACAGAAUAAAGUUCCUUCAAUUGUAGUGUCUCCAGAUUCACCUGUUACUUCUCAUACAACAGAAGAAACUGAUACGAGUCCUGGAAUCCGGUCACGGCCGAGCAGACGCACCAAGGAAGCUGCCACAGCUUACUUACAGUUGAUUGGUCGUAAACUGGCACAGGAAUCUAAAGGCAAUUCAAAAUCUGUUGAUGAAGAUGAUUAUGAAGAGGAGGACGAGGAGGAGGAGGAGGAGGAGGAGGAAGAUAAUACUAUUUCAUUAAAGCAGGUCAUGGAUCUGAAGUCUCAGUCAAAAAUCAGACGAAAAGAUAAAGAAGUGGAAGAAAGAAAGUAUCAAAAUUCAUCUGAGGAAGAGACACUGGAGCCCAUAAGAAAAACAGGCAGUGAGGAUAAUGAAAGUUGUGUUGUAAGUGAUAGCUCUGCAAAGACAAACCUUAGAAAGUCUCUCAGGAAAGUUAGAGAUUUUACAAGACAAUCGGAACCUGAGAAAUUGAACACUCCCGACAGUGUCAAUACUGAAGUUGGACGAAUAACCAGAAGAACUCCUUCUUACAAAGAAGAGCUGUCUAAUUCUAUUAAUGAUGAAAAAAUCACUUGUAGCUCUAGAAGAACAAGAAGCUGUGAAAAGAGGGACCCGCCUACACCAGACGAACAAGGUGACUCAGAAUCCACUCAGUCUCCCACUUGUGUGAGAAGAUAUACCCCACCAGAACCAAGCAUCACUGUACCUACUAGAGCAAUGCCAAGAAGACUAAGAAGAACUCGAAGUGAUGCAGACGAACCAAAGAAGAAAGAAUCAUGGCCUUCCUUUAGGCGUGCAUCAUUAGAAGCUGACAGCUCUCAUGAGGUUACUCGACAGAGGCGUACAAUGAGAUUGAGGGAUGAACAGGAUUACAAGGAAAACGAGAAUGAUAGUGAAGAAAAUGAAAGAUUAAUAAUAAACACUCGUACAAAGAGAGAUUUGAAAAGAACAAGUAGUGAGCCAGUGACACCCAUAAAAAAUGCAAAUGAUGAAAAUGAAAAAUGUUUGAGAAUGAGAACUCGUCGACUUGAAGCUCCGGGUGGCAUUAAGGGUGAUAAUUCAUUAGCUGUUAGUAAAGUAAAGGACUCAAAGACUUUUUGUAGUUCACGUGAUAUUAUUUCUAAAGUGGAAAAGGAAGAGGAAUGUAAGAAAAGUGUUUCUAAGGCUGAUUCUAAUGUAGACGUCAAAGAGAAAGAGCACUAUAAAGAUGAAAAGAAAGAUGAUAUAGAAAUUACUGAUGCAGGAAGUUCUUCAGAUGGAAAUAUGCAAAAUUCUGAGAAAAUAUUUGGACCUGCAGCAAAAUCAAGGAGAACAGUUUCACAAGAUAGAAAAAUAGAACAGUAUUUGUCACAUGAAGGUGUACGACAUUCCUCCGUCAGAAGGAGUUUAGAUAAAUCUGAUAGCAAUGACAGUAAUGAUAUUGGUGAAACUUUCUUGAAAAGUAAUAGAAGUAGAAGUGGAUCUUUAGGUAGCAACAUAGAGAACACUAACCUUGAUGCAAAUGAUAAAAAGUUACUGGGACCACUGAACAGAAGGAAAUCUGUUGGAAAUAGAAGGAGAAGUAGUAAUCAUGAUGAAGCCAAAUUAAAUGAAGUUUUAGAGAGUGUUGCCAAAGACUUUGAGAAAGAUAUAGAUGAUGAUCAUUAUGAUAAAAUAGAAAAAGAUUUUAUGAUGGGAAAUAAAUCUCCUGAGAAAAGUAAAGGAGAAACUACACCAACAGAAAUGGAAAAGGAAGAUUUAUUUAUUUCUGACAGUAGUGUUUCUUGCAUGGAUGAAAAAAGUUCAAAUUCAGUAGAUAUGAUGCUUAAUUCAUCAAGUUCACAAAAAAUUUCAGGCAGUACUGCUGUAGUCCAGUCUGGUAGUAGCAGCCCAAGUCCUAGUAAAAGAAGCACAACUAGUAAAAAGCUAAGUGAUGUUGUUCGCAGCCUUCAAAAGAAACAAGCAGAGUCCCCAAGCAAAGUAAACCCACAUGAAAAGCCAACAUUUUUGAAGGAUCUCAACAAGUGGAACUCUGAUAAAUCGAGGCAAGUAAGUUCUCAGUCGAGUCCUCACCUUCACUCUCCUGGUACUUCCUGUGUACCUAUAGCAGUAACACACAAUGAUGUCUCCCUGCCAGAAAUUGCACAUAUCCCUAGUGCACCCUCUACUUCAUUAGAGAAUACAUCCACUACCACCACCACCACCUCAAAGGCACCAUCACAAAUACCUCAGAAAUCUGGCACUACCAAAGUUGCAUCCACUAAAUCCAGCACUACCAGACCUCCCCAAACUAUUUCACCUGUUGUCUCAUGCAGUUCACCCCAGGUAGAGCCUGAGAUGACCACGUGUUCACAAACUUUUGCACCCAGCACUACAGUCACUUCCAGCAUUCAUAAAGGUCUUUCCAGUGUGAGCACAGCACCAGCAGUGACAUCUGCCUUUGCCUCAGGUAUACAGAAAGGAAAUAUAGCAUUAAAAGCAGCACCUUUAAUAUUUCAGAGUGCUCAAGAUGAACAUAUAACUGUUCUUCCAAGCUUGCCAGUUGCAGUUAAAUCUCCUGCUACAAUUAAUGUUGUGGGCACAGGAUUUUCAUCCCCACUCACUGUGUCCCAUGUACCACAAUUAUCAUCAGUUGUAACACUUUCUUCUGUUGGUAGUGGUUCUGUUGCUAGUCCCAGACCAAUAGAUCAGUCAGCUACAAAAAAUACUCACAAACAGCUUUCAAUUGCCCCUAAACCAGCAACACCCUCAGCUGCUCUGGUAGCAUCUGCACCUGCUGGUCAGGUGUCAAAAACUGUUUUACCACCAGGCACUCAAAAGACAGUUCCCAAACCUGUACAAAUUGCCCCAAAGCCCCCAGCUCCUACAUCUCAUAUUCACCCAAAUGCUCACCUUAUUGCCCCUCAGCCUGGUCACAUGAUGCAAGCACAAGUACAGGCUCAGGUGCAGACAAUACCACAGUCAGUUCAUACAGUUCAAGCAAUAACUCAGCCAGUACAAACUAUGCAGGCUAUACCUCAACCUAUACAAACAAUGCAGACUGUAACUGGUAUGCCUGUGCAAGCUGUUAUUACUCAAGCUGUCAUUGAUCCAGCCCAAUUGGUAACCCCAUCUUCACCAGCAAAAAUAAUUACUCAACCAGUAUUUGUUACUUCAUCUAUGCAGAGUGCAGUUACUUAUAGCAUUGCACCUCAAACUGUAGGUCAAGGUCACUUAAGUGGUAAUGUAAGUGCAGUUGCUCGUGUUCUCGCUCCUACCAUGGUCGGUAAAGUAACAGCCAAACCUCAGCCUCAUCUUAUAACCCCAAAGGUACCAGAUUCUCUUGUUACCUUAGCUCCAGCUUCAGUUGGCAGUAUUGCUACAGUGAGACCCAUUGUGCCUUUAUCCCAGCAGGUGCAAACAUCCCAGCAGACACAAAUUCUUGCAGUUAAUGUGAUGCCAGUAGGAUCCACACAAAUGCAAACAGUGACAGGACAGCCAGGUUUGAUAGCAAAACCCCAGAUCCCAAUUCCUCCUCCAGGUCAUCCUCCUGGACACCACCAUACUCUCAUUCCCACAACAGCUACUGAUCAGCUCACCUCUCAAAGCCAUCCUGCUGUUCCGCUCUCACAGUCUCUGCUGAGCACAGCUGCUGCCUCCCAAAUACCUCUUGCUUCUAUUGCUACCACCUUUCCUGUUGUCUCUACUGAAAUUAGAGGAAACUCACCCCAUGCGAACAGCAAUGUUCUAACCAGUACUCACCGUGGAUCAGUCUCUGUUAAUCAGGUAUCAAGGCCAGUGCCUGUUGACAAAAGUAUGCCUGGAAUUACUGCUCCAUGUGGCAAGUUAACUAGUAAUCUGAAAUCCUUUCCUAGUGCUUCUUAUCAAGGCACUCCACAAUUACCCAGCUCUGGCAUGCCUGUAGCAAUAACUAAAGCUUGUACUGUAGCUCCUUGUGGCAUUGUAAAUAAAAUGAUUUCCAAAACGUCUGAGAACAAAUUAGACAGCUCUAUAUCUACGCAGACAUGUAAAGUUGUGGAAACAGCUUUCAAAGGAGGAAUACCAGGGAAUGUAAGAAUAACAGAAGUCUCAAAAGUCAAUGCCAAGAACAUUGAACCAGUCUCUAUAGCAACUACAGAUUCUAGUGCAAAAUUAACAUUUUCUAAUCAGCCAGCUAGGCCACAAUUAGCAUCCUCCUCAGUAACAAUUACAUCUCUGAGUGAAGCACAGCAUUCCAACCAGCUUUGUACUACAGAGGGACUAAAGCCAGUCACUACUGUAAAGCAGCAAAACACACCACAUACUGGUAUUUCAAUUAAGUUAUCCUCAAGUGUAAGUGUUGUUCAACACAAAGCAGGGAUAGGGAGAAAUGUUGCUGUAGCAUCAUUGCUUUCAAAAACUGAAACAGAAAAGUCCAGUACGUAUAUCCCAGUGUUAGAAAAAGAUAAAUCAAUAUUGCCUAGUAUAACAAAACAAGAGAGAGAUAAAAAAGUUCUUGCUCCCAGUAUUACUAGCUCUGCUACAUCUUCAGUUCCUAAAAUAGAGAAAAAUAAAGUUGCUUCUGCUACCUCACUUUUGAAGAGUAAUACAGAUAACAAUUUUAUCACAUCUCUUCAUAAAUCUGACAAUGAUGUAACCAUUUCUACUUGCCAAGUGCGUAAAGCAAAUAAGAGCAAAAUUGAUAUUCGAUCAGUUCCAGCAAAUAGUGACGUAAUUAAAUUUGAUAAAGUACAAAAUAUAAAUGGCAAGGAUAGUUAUAAUUUGAAAUUGUGUGACAAGAAAAUGGUAGAUAAAAAGAAAGAGCCUUUUAUGAAAAGAACUCUUUUUAAGACCAAAAGUCAAGAAGAUAAAAAGAUGCUUGGACCUUCUGUGUGCAAAACUAAAAGCAUAGAAGGAAAAAAGCCUUCAGGUGCAUUUUCUCCAUUACACGAAAGCAGUGUCUAUGCUUUUGAACCAGAAGUUGAAACAUCUCUUGAGGAAUCUUCACCAUUUUCACAAAGAAUUAAAAACAUUCAUCCGUCACCAGGAACAUCACCUGUAAAGCCUAACAAUUCAAUUAAACCUCCAAGUCAAGCACCAGUUCCAAACAAACCACUUGGUAAAGUAACUACAGUUGCUAAUGUUCGAAGUCCUGUUGCUCGAUCUUUAACCCCCAUUAUAGCAGGUAGGGCAAAACCUACUGUGGGAGUAAACCCUAGUACAGUAACAUCUCAGGCAGUUGUUUUAGGAAAAAGAGCAAGUUGCACUACAGACACAACUAAUAUGAAAGCUGCUGGUACUGGAACAGAGACCUCACAAGUCACAAGUAAGCUUAGUCCUACAUGCACCACUUCUCAGCCAUUGCAAGAGCAUGGGAGAGUUGGUGCUGAAGCUGAAGUAGUAGUAGAAGCCUCUGGUGGCUUUAAGAAGAACAUUAGCAGCACCUCUAUAGCCAUUCAGUGUGACAUGGAUGAGGGGAUAGAGGUUGCUGCUGAAGAUGGUGUGAGUGCCAAUGAAAGUGGAACACAAACUGAAGGACCAAGUAAAUUUCCUUUGCCUCCAAAUGCCUCUCCAUUUUAUUAUCUUCCCCUGGCAAUGGCUGCUUUAGGAGAAAAACUUCCUGCCCAGUUAGUCCAGCAAAUGUUAGCAAAAACACAAGGGUUAGUUGGUGCAGCAGAAGCUGGUAUGAUUCUUCAACAAGCAGCACAGCUUGCACAGCAGCACCAACAAAAGUUGCAACAGCAAGGUGCAUCUGGUCCAUCUCUCAUAUCAAAUACCUCUGCUGUAAAACCCAUAAAACCUGCAACAAUGCCUGGUUUAGCUGUAACUCCCAUCAUCCCAGGAAUGUCUGCAAGUCCCACAGUUACUCCCAUAAAUUCUUUAAGACCAUUAAGUAAAAAUCAGGAUUCUUCUUCAUCAGUGAGUGAAGUAUCAUCUCCCUCCCCUGUCGUCACAACAUCCACUGCUAACACAGCUCCCAGUAUUGUUGUAACUACAACUGCCUCAUCAACUACAGUCUCCUUACUUCCAGUUACUUCUUCCUCAUGUAUUACAACAACUGCCCCAACCAUGACAGUUCACACCUCAGUUUCUGCAUCAGCAUCCCCUGCUACUCACAGAGUUGUAGUUCAUAGUAAUGAUGUUAAAUCUGUAAAUGUACCUCCUCAUAGAAUCCAGUUAACUCCAUCUAAUACUACAAGUGAAGAGGUCAACUCUCCCACAUAUAAAGCCACUGCUAAGCCAAGAUUAGUAAAAUCUAAGGAAAGAGAUGAAGAGAAACUUAAGACUUCCAGAGAUGACAAGGCCUUUCCUACUCGAAGACGCAGUGGCCGAGCUACAACUCUGGCUGCAACAAGGGCUACAGAAUCUGACAUGCAUGAAAUUGAGGAACUACGCAGAAAUAGGCGCGCUAAGCGUGCAGCUGCAGCACUAGCCAAGGAGGAGGGUUGGAGUUCUUCAUCUGAGGCACCACUUAGUCCCCAGAUGUCCCCAGAUACUCUAAGAGGCUGGCCUCCACCCCGUCUAACCAGUCCAACGCCAUCUCAAAGUUCAGAAGGGACAACCUCAUCUACCCCAUCCCAGCGAGGCAAUCGACUGUCAUCUUCUCGUAGUCGUCGGCAGUCGCCUGCAAGUAGUAUAGAUAGUAAUGUAAAUCUUGGAAAAUCGUCAUCAUUAUCAAACAUUCCAGCUAGUCAAAGUGUGCAGAGUAGUUCUGCACAAGUAUUAUCCGACAAAUCCUUGGCAGAUCCCAAUGCUGCAUAUAUAUGUGAUAAUUCCCUGUUAACCCGAGCACCAACGUUUUUCCCAUCUGAAGAAGAGUUUACUGAUCCUCUUGAUUACAUUGAAAAGAUACGACCAGAAGCUGAGCAGUUUGGCUUAUGCCGAAUUGUUCCACCCAGUAAUUUCAAGCCUGAAUGUCGUGUCAACGAUGAUAUGAGAUUCACUGGUAACAACCAAUAUAUUCACAAGAUGAUGAGACGUUGGGGCCCAAAUGUACGCACUCUCCAUGCUAUUAAAAGAUGUCUAGCAAAACAGAAUAUAGAACUUACCAGCAAUCCCCUAAGGAAAGAGAUCAGCUUUUGGCAGAAGUUGACUCUAUUCAUGCCCGUAACCAAAUGGAGCAUAGUGGAGGAGGCAGCAAGAAAGCUUCCUCAAAUUCUUCAGACAAUGAUGAAGAGGAGGAGGAAGAAAGCCUUGAUUGUAUUGUAAAGGGUAAGAGCACAGCUCUAAGUACAUUUUAUCGUAUUGCCCGGAACACUGCAACACAGUGGCAACCUGAUCCUGCUGCUCUAGAAGUAGAUGAAAGAUACUGGUCACUAAUAGUCAAUGGUACCCAUCAUGUAUGUGUUCUAUCUGCAAGCAUUGACACUUCAGAACAUGGUUAUGGCUUUCCCAAUCAUCGAAUGUCACCUUUAGCAAAACAUCCAUGGAAUCUAAAAAACCUUUGCCAGAAUCCUAACUCCAUUCUAAGAAGUAUGGGAACAAUUGUUGGUGUAACUGCUCCCACAUUACAUGUUGGGAUGUUGUUUUCCACUGUGUGCUGGUAUCGUGACCCACACAGUCUACCCUGGAUUGAGUACCUUCACACGGGGGCAUCCAAGAUAUGGUAUGGUGUAGCAGCUAGUCAAGAGGAUAAAUUAUGUGCUGCCCUAAAGAAAAUAGUGCCAGAUUUUGUCAAGGACUCGGCAAUAUGGCUGCCAUCUGACACUGCGAUGGUUCCCCCAAGUGAGCUGGUACGUGAAGGUGUUAGAGUGUGCAGAGUGGUGCAGGACCCAGGCCAGUUUGUUGUUGUUUUCCCAGGUGCCUUCACUUCCAGCAUAUGUAAAGGAUAUCUGAUCUCAGAAAGUGCAUUCUUUGCUCGCCCUCAGUAUUUUGAGCGGGCAGUUGCUUCCUUCAAAGCACUUCAUGACUGCUGUGAGCCAUCAAUGUUCUCGCUGGACCGUUUAGUACUGUCAGUUGUCAGUGAUCCUCGAGCGACAUUAGAUGGCCUCUUGCGGGCUAGACAACUUGUGCUCCAAGUUGUAGAAAAGGAAAAGAGAUUAAGAGCUCAACUUGCUGAGAUUGGUUUAGAAGCAAGUGAAAGAUUAUCGACUCCUGAUUCUCAUAGAAAAAAGAAGAGCCGAUUUAUUGAAGAUGAGGAAGAAAAUGUGUGUGAAAUGUGUCGACAGAAUCUUUAUGUAUCUUUGGUGACUAACUCCCAAGAAGAAGCUGUAUAUUGUCUUGAUCAUGCUCUUGUCUUUCUGAGCAAGAACCCAAGCCACUUGGAAUUCUGCAAGCUUAUGUACACAUAUAGUUUGUCUGAGCUUGAUGGUGCAAUAAAACAAAUGGAUGAGCGUAUUCAACAGAAGAGUGGGAAGAAAAUGUCACCCAAUAGUAAGAAGGCCAAGUCACGUGAACAUCAUGAUUCUUUCAGCAGUACCAGUAGUUCAAAUCUUUGAUGGUAAAUUUAAUAGAAGCUUAAGAAAGAUUGUAAAUAAGCCUUUCUAUUAGCAAAAGAUUAUUGGUCACCUCCAAACUUGGAAGCAGGUAUUGGUUGUGGAAGUUUUCCUAUUGUGCAUUAUAACAACUUUAAGAAAUUUGUUGUUGCCAAAUUGCUUAGAAAUAAUUUUUUCAUUAAUUUUUACACUAUCCUUAACAAAUACCUUGUAGGUAAAACUAGGAAAUUUAUGUGCAAUUUUUUUUUAAAUAUGGAGAACAAUAUUGAAUAUUAGACAAUCAAUAUUGACACUGAAGGAGGCAUUAUUACAUUUUGGGAGUAUUUUUAUUCCAUCAGUAGUGCUGUAUAUUACUGAAUCUUAUUAUGGAUUUUACUGAGUUGUAGACUGAUGUAUUUCUGCAACUCAUUCGAAAUUGAUUUGAUAGUCUGUCAUUAUUGCUUUGGAUAGUCAGUUAUGAAGCAGCCUCUACUUCACUUAUAAUUGGUAAUAUUUACCUAAACUGCAAAUUAUCUCAUUUUAUUCAUAGUAAGCUUGAAUUACAAAAUGAACCAACCAAUAUUUUAUGAAAAUUAGUUGUUCCUCUUUUGGUGCUUUUACUCAUUAAAAGUAUAUAUAGUUUCAUCAUGUAAGAUCUGCACAAGAUGUUUUGGUCUUGAAAUUUUUUAAUAUGUAUUAUGAUAAUACAUUAUUCCUAGAAAAUGCAUUUUCAACUGAUUCUUGCAGUUAAUAUUUGUGCAGAUUUCUUAAAAGUAGUUUUGUACAUGAUAAGGAGAAUGAGGAGGAACACCUGAAUGAUCAUCAAGAAGCUUGAAGAAGGUUGAUGGUGACAUAAGAUUGCAAGUUAGCUUAGGCAGACGUAUUUUAAUCGUGAAGAGUCGAUACAGGUCAUUAAAAAUCUGAAAGCUAUAACUGCCUUUUCCUAUGUAGAGAAUUUUAGAAAAUUUAAACUUGUUAAGAAAAUUUGGCAAAGUAAUUUAAAUUGAUAUAUGAAUUAUCAAAUUUUUGGCAUUACCUAGUUAGUGUUUACAGUAUAGUACAGUAUUUCCAAAUUAAUAGCGUGACAUUGUGAAACAGGCCCCCCCCCCACACAUACACACACACACACACACACACACACACACACACACACACACACACACACACACACACACACACACACACACACACACACACUCUCACACACACACACACACACACACACACACACACACACACACACAC